GUUUUACGCUAAGGCCCCGUGGAGUUUGCACGUGCGACCGACGAAUUUUCAAUUCCCUUUCCGAUGCAAUAAAGAAUGACCGCGCCGUGUGGUGUCUUUCUUACCAUAGUGACUUUUAAAUUCUGUGUCAUCACGGAGCACUUAUACUUACUUGAAUUUCUUAUUCUUUUAAUAGUGUUUUCUGGAGGCGAAGCAGCCCACGCAGUUAAAAGAUUCACAGGUUUAUACACGGGACCAUAUUUUGAUCCCACUACGACAACAAAUAUCACAACUCAACUGGGAACACAUGCUUAUUUACCCUGUAAAGUGAAACAGUUAGGAAACAAAUCAGUUUCCUGGAUUAGGAAAAGAGACGCUCACAUUCUUACUGUAGAUAGAUACACUUUUAUUGCCGACGAUAGAUUUCAGGCGUUUCUAGUCGAAGCUACUGAUACGUGGACGCUACAAGUAAAAUAUGUCCAGGCAAGGGAUGCUGGGCAGUAUGAGUGCCAAGUUAGCACUGAACCAAAAAUGAGCCAUUUUAUUACACUAAAUGUUGUUGUUCCCAAAAUUGAAAUAGCAGGCGAACCAGACAUGUUCGUGAAAAUGGGCAGCAAAGUACAACUCAGGUGUGUUAUAGCGCAGUCUCUUGAAGAGCCAGCUUACAUAUUUUGGUACCACGACGGCGAAAGGGUGCUGAAAUUCGACAAAAACGCCAUCGACAUACAAUUAGAAAGGGAAGGUGCCGAUACGACAGUCAGCACGCUAAUAAUAUACUCUACAAGUCCAGAAGAUUCUGGAAAUUAUACGUGCAGUCCGUCUAAUCUUGAUUCUUCUUCAGUUCUUCUACAUGUUUUAAAUGGUGAACAUCCAGCAGCAAUGCAACGGGGUAAGAAUUCGGCAUCGCCAAUACCUGGUUGGUCACAUCUCUCGAUUGGAUUGGGACUUGCUGCUUGUACCCCACCACGGUUCGCUGUAGCAGUAGCAUUAUCUCUGGCCAUUAUAAGUGAGGUACUUUCAUGUUAAGGAUAUAAUAAAACAUCCAGGAUCGGUAUGUCAUUAAUGGUAGUAUUGUUCAAUUUUUAGCAGCCCCGUUGUAAAAAUACCGUUGUUUUUAUCGUGAAUUCAAUUACUUUGCUUUAUAUUUAAGUUUUAAGUAAUCAAAAUUACUUUUGAUGAUGUAUUGAUCCAAAUAUCUUUAAGGAUACUUUGGUUGUGGUAAAUAUUAACAUAAAGGGGAUGAAAUAUAUCAUUAUUUACUUUUUCAAUGUUACGUACCUAGUUAUUUUAUAAAAAUGUAUAUUACGAUUUAUUUUUUAAUAAAAAAAAAAACUGAUAGGAUAACUGAGCUUAGUAGGAACGAGAAUUUUAGCCAAAAAUUAUUUAAAAAAAAAAAAUGUAGGGUUUAGGAAAUUUUAACGAUUAAUGAUAACUUAAAAGGUCUUGUAAAUAUUAGUGUUAAGCAUUUUAAGGUUUUUAUUCUACUUUUAAAUAAUUUCGCCCCCUUUGUGCACAUCUUUCUUUGAUAUUAAUUGCUGUAAUAUUUAAAGAAAAUUUUAUAUUAACGAAUAAAAAAAAACUGUAAGUAAUAAUAUGUAAUUGUCAUUUUUAACGCCUAAAAUGACUUGACUAAGCAACAUGCAAAAAAGUGCAAAAAAGUGCUCAACUAAUAUUAAAAUACUAACUCAUAGUUAGCUUUAAAAAUAAAACCACAUGUAUAAUUUAAAUACACUUAGUUUAAAUUGGUACAACACUUGCGUUAGGUAUAUUUUUCUAAUGCAAAUUCAAAAAUAAUUGAGUGCUGUUUUUGCUGCAUAAAAAAAUACCAAAACACUAAUUAUUUCCCCCUUAAAUCUGUUAGUGGAUAACUUCUUCAAUUUCCCGUUGGGAGUCGCUAUUCUAGGGAGUACGGCUUAAAAGCUUAUUUCCGGCAAUAUCUGAUUUAAAUUUAACUUUACGCUAGGUGACGCUAUCUCAAAAUAGCGUUCCAUAUUAUAAAACACAGAUAUCUACAACAAGAAUUCGCUCGGAAAUACAAUUAUUAUGCAUAAGUAUUUUUAGCCGCGGCCUUAUCUCGCGAAUAAAAGAACUUGUGUUUUUAAUCAAAAACGUCCAAGAUGAUUGUCUUUCAUCAAGAGUAGCAGCAAUUUGUAGUAAAUAUUUAUUUUAAUUUGUGUGUUGCAUUGAAACGUUAAAAACAAAAUGAAUAUAUCUAGGCCAAGCAAUGAAGGAAGUUUACCUCAACAUAAUUAGAAGUUAACAUUUUUUGGGGAGGAUCGGUUCAUUUUCAUGUGCUUAAUAACAUAUUAAGUUUGCGACCUUGUACUUCCAUAGGGUUUUUAAUUAGGGGUUGGUUUUAGGGGUAAUUUGCGGUUUAUGGAAAACGCUGCUCAAAGGGAUGGUCCAAUAGCAAAAAGUUUCAAAUGAAUGUUGUAGCUGAAGUUUUUUGCUAUAAAAAAAACUCAGCGACAGCACCCCUCUAUCUUCUAUAGUUUUUUUUCUGCAGCGUCUUGAAUAGUAGCAUGUUUUUAUUCAAAGUUACUGAAUCAACGUUUUGCCAUUUUGCGCGCAUUUGUUGCAGCAGCGGCCGAAUGCAUAAUCCGAUUUCAAUUUUUCAAACACCACAUUAUUGCUAAUGAAAUGCACUCUCCAAUGCUUCGAAUUUUUUGCUUGAAAAUUAAGCGAGCACGGACUUGUCUAAUGUGCGGGGAAGUUGUAAAUUGCAUCGAAAACUACCCCUUUCUUGCAUUCAUUGUAAUUUCUAAACGGGGCCAAAUAUUUGGUGACAGUUUUCGUCAAUCGGCAGCCCAUUUAUUCCUCUCAUAAUGCCCCAGUGGAUUAUUGAAGAAUAAAUGGGCUGCCCAGAUUGUCGAAAACACUUUAGAAAAUAUUAAAUUUAUUUCAGAUUGGCCAAAUAAAAUUCAAAAAGUGUCGUUUAUAUUUCGGAUUAGACAAUUGAAAUUUCAAAAUAAUUAUUAAUAAUCAUCUUUUAGCUUAAUUGUUUUUAUGUUUUAUGUUUUUAUUUGUGUUUCAUUUAAUUUAAAUUUGUGAUAUCUGAUAUUACUCCUGGCUGUAAACAAUAUGUAUUUGGAAGCUUACCAAUACUUUCUUCUCAAGGUUGGAAUACCUUCUCAACAGGUAUGAACAAUAAACCAACUCAAUUUUCGAAAAUAUCUUGUUUCGUCUGAGGUAUAGUUACAGAAAGAAAAGCUAUCAAAAAACUGAAACCUCUCAUCUGUUUGUACCGCGAAAACAGUUAAUUAUGUUUCCACGUUACAGUUUUCAGAAACUUUAGGGCCAUAAUACGAUUAUUCAAUUGGAUUUUCCGCCAAAAAUCUACUAAGCUAAAUCUUUAUUAUGUUCGAACAUUUUCUUCUCAAAUCCGUUUUUGGUUGACUAAAUCAUCUACAAUAAAAUAAAAACUUACAAGAAAAAAAAAAUCUAAAAUGCCUACAUAAACAUCAGAAUUCGCGAAAUAUAGAUGGGUGUCUAUGUAGAAUAACUUGGUUGCUACAUAAAUAUGUGCAUGUUUUUAACGGGCAUCUACGCAUGUAUUUUUUUUUAGGUCUACCUUUUGUGAAUGAUCUUGCUUUUUAUCUGAAUCUGUAAGUUUGGAAGGGUGGUAUGCAACAGUACUGAGGCAACCGUAGGCCCAUUGUGCGCCUCUACAAGGAGAGAGGUCAUUCUUAGCUCGUCAUCUAGCUCGAUUUUUCGUAGGCAAUGACUUCGCCGAGGCCGGUGCCUCUGAUCUCUUCUUUACUAGCCCUACACGAGGGUGUGGUGUUAAGAUGCAACCUGAAUAAAUGUCUAUCUAACUGGCAGUGGCCAGUCAAGAAGUCUGUUAUUAGGCGUAGCCUUUUCCUGGUCAACGACAGUUUCUGGCUCGCUGCAGCUUUAUCUAGGUAGCUCAGCAGUUCCUUGAAUAAGUUGCAGCCAAUCGCAUCGUCUCAGCGCCUUUCGAAAAGAGUGUGGGUUCGUUCUGCGAUCCUGUACAAUUCUACUGGGUGUCUUGUAACUCUGGAGAGAGCCUUCCAAAACUGAUCUUAAUUCGUAACAAAGGGAUUUACACCUACUUUAUCAAUAGGUGGCUAGUGGCAUAAACAACCACUACGAUUCUCAAAUGUACCUAUAUGAGAAUCUAAACCGCAUUUAUCUUACCUGUAUUAUCAGAAACAAUAAUCGCUUGAAACGGCGAAGUCCACGUUCAAAAUCGUCUAUAACAAUUUGAUUCCAUGAUAUUAAAUCAGUUUACCUACCCUUUGAAUAGGCCUGACUCGAUGAAAUUCCGGUUUGGUUUAAAAGCAUACGACACAACCACUACAACCAGAAUAAUGAUCGGUUACGUUGGUUUUGACAUACAGGAUAAAGCCGGUCGAGAUUAAGGUUUUGACUAAUUCUUGCAAAAUUAAACUGAUUUACAUUCUAUCGUCGAGAGAGCAGAUUUAAUUAUGGUUUAGCGGUUUAAACAGAAAAAAAUAUUCAAUUUUUAAUUCAAUAUACAUAGAUAAUGGUUUUAUAAAAAAGAUGCUAUGUAUAGUACUUGUUCCUGGCACUUUCUUGUAUUUAUGUAUUUUGCUUGAGACCAGUCAUUUAUUUCUAAAAAAAUAUAUUCCAGAUAUAUUUAUAUAAACUUCGUUUAAUGUGCUACAUUCAUAAUAGUAUAAUGAAAAUAUUUCUAAUUUAUAUGCAUAUACAAUGGCCAAGUGUUUACACCGCGAACAAAAGUUUUAGAGGGAAUCAAAAGGGGGAGUAUCACUGAAUGCGCUUUUGAACGAUAGGUAUUUACUUUACCAGGGUAAUAUAAUAAAUUUAUUGUUUUGUCAAAGGAAUGAGCUACACGGAUGCUUUUAUAAAUAUUAAUAUAAUAAAAUAAUAAUAAUAAUGUUUAUUUACAAAAUUUUCAAAUUUAAAACGUAAAUUUGAUUAUGAUCAAAAAUGAGUUUCACCUUAUGAGCUUUGAAUUCCAGAGAUAAAAACUAAAAGUUGUAUUAUAGUAGAGGUGAAAUGGAAUAUAAGUCUUAGGACUUUGGUUACAUAUUCAUCUUGGUAUCAGAAUUGAAGAUCUGAAGAGUGAUUAUUGAGAAUGAUUCCCAUUGCUCUUAAAAUGUUUCCCUUUUGAAGUACGUCCAGCAGGCCUAGUAAUAAAAAACUCCAACAAUUUUGAAAUUAAAGUACAAAUGUUCAAUUUAUUACGUAAUUACGUAUUAUUACGUAAUUACAUAUUAUCGUAACGGUGUAUGGUUGAUAUUUUAAAAACAAUGGUUCAUUAAAAAAAAAAAUGACACUAAGAAAAGUAACAGUAAUAUUAAUUCACAUGUUGAAGCAUUAUAGGCUCUGUGGAUCUUUUAUUCUACUACCCUCAAGUGCGGCUGGACCAAGGUCCUUGUUAGCCAACAAUAACCUCAGAUUGUGCCACACAAAAACAGGUACGUCAUAUUGACAUUGACACAAUCUAAGGUUUUUGCUAACUGACAAUUAUGGAUGUAACCGCACUAAUUAGGUUUCAACCAAAGUUCCACGAGUUCGAACUCUCAAAAUUGAAUUCAGACACGACAUAUUUAAUUUUUUAAUUUUGAAAAUCAGAAGCUCUUAAAAGGUAACUCGUUAUACAAUUACUUACAAAAUCUAAAAAUCAUUAACAAACAUCCUGAUGGCACUUACUUAAAAAAGUACUGAACACGGAAUUAUUUGAAAAAUACAGUCCAGCGGUCUCAGAGGCCAUUUCAGUUAAAAGUUAUGGUAAGUUAAGGAUGAUGUUUUGUUUGUAAAUACAUUUUUUAAGAAGAAUGCUUGAUUACGUUAACUCGGAUAGAUAUAACAAUUUGAGUGUGAUUAUAACUAAGUAAGUUAGUUCUAAAUGUAAAAUGGUUUAUCUAGAAUGGUUGAUUCUAAUAUUUGAGUAACUUGUAUAAAGAUUUGCGCUGUACACUAAUAUUGUUAUGUAUCAUUAAAAAGUUUCCGUUUUGUUAUAUUAUUGAUUUUAAUUGAGAAUGUGUGUAAAAAACAUAAGGCAUUCAUAUUUCAAACUGAAUGAUCUGCUGUUACGAAAAUCUGUAUUAGCCAUAGAAUUUUAUCUUUUGUGUCCAUUUUAUUGAUGUAUUUUAGGUAAGAGCAGAAUGUAAUCCAUCUUUAUGUUAAAUAUAUCGUUAAAAUAA
Messenger RNA from Ceutorhynchus assimilis (cabbage seed weevil), 6134 nucleotides. The record is from the annotation of a GenBank genome assembly. NCBI's taxonomy places the organism in Eukaryota, Metazoa, Arthropoda, Insecta, Coleoptera, Curculionidae.